CCACAGCCACUCUUGCGCCUCUGAGCAGCCACAGGGGCAAAGCCCUGUCACCCCCAGGAUCUGGUCACUGGGGAAAACCGACAGCAGAGACCAGAGGAGGGCCAGAUGGAGCGAGGGGGUGGAGGCCCAGGAGGCGGCAUCUGAGAGGGCCAGGGACCAGGCGCAGGAGGCCGGGGUGUGAGGGGGGGCACAGAGAACAAACUCCCCUCAGAAGUGGAGAAGAGGAGAGCGGAAGGAAUCGAAGGAGGGACAGACAGGAGCCUGAGGAGGAAAGAGAAGGGGGAGAGGGGUCAGGCCAGGCAGCCAAGGAGGAGGCGUGUGGCUGGGGGCUGCCGGCAGGAAGCUGGGGACAGGACCUGCUGUCCCUCAGAGCAGCGGCAUCCCCCCCACCCUCACUCCAGGCAGAGGCGCCAGUGGUCAGGCCAGGAUGUGCCUCUGAGGGCCACCGCGGAGCGCCCCCACCAUGGCCCCCGGAACCCUCUGGAGCUGCUACCUCUGCUGCCUGCUGACCACCGCUGUGGGGGCAGCCAGCUAUCCUCCUCGCGGCUACAGCCUCUACACUGGGAGUGGCGGGGCCCUCAGCUCUGGGGGCACCCAGGCCCAGAGUGCCCCCCGACCUGCCAGCCGCCACAGGAACUGGUGUGCCUAUGUGGUGACCCGGACAGUGAGCUGUGUCCUUGAGGAUGGAGUGGAGACCUUCAUCAAGCCCGACUACCAGCCCUGUGGCUGGGGCCAGCCCCAGUGUUCCCGCAGCAUCAUGUACCGCAGCUUCCUCCGUCCUCGCUACCGUGUGGCCUACAAAACGGUGACAGAUAUGGAAUGGAGGUGCUGCCAGGGGUACGGGGGUGAUGACUGUGCAGAGGGCCCUGCUCCGGCACUGGGCCCCGUACCCACCACACCGCGGCCCCGGCCCCAGCCCGCCCGCCCCAACCUCUCCGGCUCUAGUGCAGGCAGCCACCUGAGUGGACUGGGAGGGGAAGGUCCUGGGGAGUCCGAGAAGGUCCAGCAGCUGGAAGAGCAGGUGCAGAGCCUGACAAAGGAGCUGCAGGGCCUUCGGGGUGUCCUGCAGGGACUGAGCGGGCGCCUGACCGAAGACGUCCAGAGGGCUGUGGAGACGGCCUUUAAUGGGAGGCAGCAGCCGGCAGAUGCAGCAGCCCGCCCGGGUGUGCACGAAACCCUCAAUGAGAUCCAGCAGCAGCUGCAACUCCUGGACAACCGUGUCUCCACCCACGACCAGGAGCUAGGCCAUCUGAAUAACCAUCACAGCGGCAGCGGCAGGGCUCCGGACCCGACCCCGGCCCCUCCCGGCCACAGCGAGGAGCUGCUGCGGGAGCUGGAGCAGCGGCUGCAGGAGUCGUGCUCCGUGUGCCUGGCGGGGCUGGAUGGCUUUCGACGGCAGCAGCAGCAAGACAGGGAGCGGCUGCGCGCGCUGGAGAAGCUACUGGCCUCCGUGGAAGAGCGGCAGCGGCACCUUGCGGGGCAGGCCCUGGGCCGCUGGGCCCCUCAGGAAUGCUGCCCUCCAGAGCUGGGCCGGCGACUGGCCGAGCUGGAGCGGAGGCUGGAUGUUGUGGCUGGCUCAGUGACAGUGCUGAGCGGGCGGCGAGGCACCCACCUGGGAGGAGCAUCUGGGCAGGGUGGCCACCCACCAGGCUACACCAGCUUAGCAUCCCGCCUCUCCCGCCUGGAGGACCGAUUCAACUCUACCUUGGGCCCCUCGGAGGAACAGGAGGAGGGCUGGCUGGGGCGUCCUGGGGGGCUGGGCCACUGGCUGCCUGCUGCCCGGGGCAAACUAGAGAAGCUGGAGGGGCAGCUGGCCAAUGUGAGCGGGGAGCUGGGGGGGCGGCUGAAUCAGCUGGAAGAGCAGGUGGCAGGGGCAGUGCAGGCAUGUGGGCAGCUCUGCUCUGGGGCCCCCGGGGAGCAGGACUCCCAGGUCAGGGAGAUCCUCAGUGCCUUGGAGCGCAGGGUGCUGGACAGUGAGGGACAGCUGAGGCUGGUGGGCUCAGACCUGCACAAGCUGGGAGCAGCUGGGGAGGCCCAGCAGACCGCGCUGGAGCAACUGCAAGGGGCGGUGGGCCUGCUCCACGGUCGUGUUGAUACGCUGGGCGAGACGGCUGCAGAGUUUGCACUACAGCUGAAUCUCACAGCGGCACGGCUGGGCCAACUGGAGGGGCUGCUGCAGGCCCGAGGGGAGGAGGGUUGUGGCGCCUGUGGAGGUGUCCAAGAGGAACUCGGUCGCCUGCGGGAUGGUGUGGAGCGCUGCUCCUGCCCGCUGUUACCUCCCCGGGGCCCUGGGGCCGGCCCUGGGGUCGGGGGACCCAGCCGUGGGCCGCUGGAUGGCUUCAGUGUGUUUGGGGGCAGCUCAGGCUCAGCCCUCCAGGCCCUGCAAGGAGAGCUCUCUGAGGUCAUUCUCACCUUCAGCUCCCUCAAUGACUCACUGCAUGAGCUGCAGACCACCGUGGAGGGCCAGGGUGCUGAUCUGGCUGACCUGGGAGCCACCAAGGACCGAAUCAUCUCUGAGAUCAAUAGGCUGCAACAGGAGGCCACAGAGCACGCCACAGAGAGUGAGGAGCGCUUCCGAGGCCUGGAGGAGGGACAGGCACAGGCCGGCCAGUGCCCCAGCCUGGAGGGGCGACUGGGCCGCCUGGAGGGAGUCUGUGAGCGGCUGGACACGGUGGCUGGGGGACUGCAGGGCCUGCGUGAAGGCCUUUCCAGACACGUGGCUGGGCUCUGGGCUGGGCUACGGGAAACCAACAGCACCAGCCAGACACAGGCAGCCUUGCUGGAGAAGCUGCUGGAGGGGCAGGCCGGCCUGGGCAAGCGGCUGGGUACCCUUAAUAGCUCCCUGCUGCUGCUGGAGGACCAGCUUCACCAGCUCAGCCUGAAGGACCUCACCGGGCCUGCAGGUGAGGCUGGGCCACCAGGGCCUCCUGGGAUGCAGGGACCCCCUGGCCCUGCUGGGCCUCCAGGACCUCCAGGCAAGGAUGGACAAAAGGGGCCCAUGGGGCCACCAGGUCCCCAAGGUGAACAGGGACCUGAGGGGGCACCAGCAGCCUCCGUGCCCCGGGUAGCCUUUUCAGCUGCCCUGAGCUUGCCCCGGUCUGAACCAGGCACAGUGCCCUUCGACAGAGUCCUGCUCAAUGAUGGGGGCUACUACGAUCCAGAGACUGGCGUGUUCACGGCGCCACUGGCCGGGCGCUACUUGCUGAGCGCAGUGCUGACGGGGCACCGGCACGAGAAGGUGGAGGCCGUGCUGUCCCGCUCCAACCUGGGCGUGGCCCGCAUAGACUCCGGUGGCUACGAGCCCGAGGGCCUGGAGAAUAAGCCGGUGGCCGAGAGCCAGCCUAGCCCGGGCGCCCUAGGCGUGUUCAGCCUCAUCCUGCCGCUGCAGGUCGGGGACACGGUCUGCAUCGACCUGGUCAUGGGGCAGCUGGCGCACUCGGAGGAACCGCUCACCAUUUUCAGCGGAGCCCUGCUCUACGGAGACCUGGAGCUCGAACAGGCGUAGACGGCGGGGUGGGGAAGCCGGGGGGACCGGGUCCCACCCGCCCGAAGUGUCUACGCGGCCAAACAGCCAGCCAGGGGCGGGAUCCCCGGGGUCUCGCCUGGGACGCGGCGCCGACCCCUGGGGAGCCGCAGCAGAGGCGCCCCGAGCCGAGCGGCGUCCUCCCCAUGAUUGAAGUGCACCGGGUCGGGGACUCUGGGGUCCCCUCGUCCAGACCGUUGGCUUGAUCGCCGUCCCUGCAGGACCCAGACUGCGGAGGGGCCCAUCCUGGCACCCUCUGCUCCCCCAACUGGCCUCCAGGUCGAGUCCCUCGGCUCCAGGGCUCUCUCGAGGGGGCUCCGGCCCCCACCGCCAUACUAAACUAUUCAGGAAUAAAGACACUUGGUUUUUC
Messenger RNA from Dama dama (fallow deer), 3893 nucleotides. RefSeq names its product elastin microfibril interfacer 1 (gene EMILIN1). NCBI's taxonomy places the organism in Eukaryota, Metazoa, Chordata, Mammalia, Artiodactyla, Cervidae. The transcript is spliced from 8 exons. Bases 464 to 3505 code for a protein of 1013 amino acids. Gene Ontology annotation, molecular function: extracellular matrix constituent conferring elasticity; protein binding. The record is from RefSeq and is a predicted model, not a curated record.